ACACUGGAGAAGAAAAAACCGCUGCUCGCCUGAACAGCUUUAGCCCCUCGAUUUAUAAAAAUAAAAGCACGUUAUUGUGUCUGUCUCUGAGGAUUUAAAACCCUGAGCUGUGUGAAGACAUGAACACAGAGGUAUCCAAAGAUGGAGGGACGUCAGAAGUCCGUGUGAAGAAAGAGGAGACGCUAGAGCUGAAUAUCUCCAACCAUGGAGACGACCUCGACAACCCACCUGAAUGUCUUUCCAUUAACAUGGAAGAUCAUGACAAUAAAGACCACCUCUACUGUGAAGUUUGCAAAUCCUUCUUCUUCAACAAAUGUGAGGUUCAUGGACUGCCCCUCUUCAUCUCAGAUACUCCUGUUCCCAUGGGAGUCUCUGACCGAGCCAGACAAACUCUUCCUCCUGGGCUAGAAAUCAAGAAGUCCAGUAUUCCUGACGCAGGCCUGGGAGUGUUUAAUAAGGGGGAGACGAUUCCAGUAGGUGCACACUUUGGACCCUACCAGGGAGAGCUGGUAAACCGAGAGGAAGCCAGGAAAAGUGGAGACUUCUGGGUUAUAUACAGGAGCAUGCAGUGUGAAAAAUACAUCGACACCAGAAGAGAGAUGCAUGUGAAUUGGAUGAGGUAUGUGAAUUGUGCCCAUAAUAAUAAAGAACAGAAUCUUGUGGCAUUUCAGUAUCGAGGGGGAAUUCUGUAUCGUUGCUGUCGACCCAUUAACCCAGGACAGGAGCUCUUGGUGUGGUAUGAAGAGGAGGGCACCAAAGAACUCAGUCCUGCACCUACAGGAACAACCAGACAGAAAGAAGUAAAGAACACUUUGCUGCAAGUCUUUUCCUGCUCCACAUGUCCUCGUUCCUGUGCAUCUCAAAUUUACCUUGACCAGUGCAUCCAGAGAUGCCACGAUGAAGAGUCUGUGAGACUUCAGGAAUCAAGAGAGAUUAAAUAUGAACUUCAAAUCCCCUCCAAAUGCUCCAGUAGUCAGCCAACAUCAGCUGAUGCUUUCAGUUCUGACACUUCUCAUAAUGAUGUAGAGAAGGAAAUUCACCACAGCUCAGACUGUGGAAAAAGUUUUGGUCAUCAGAAUGCACUCAAAUGGAACCAGUGCAGUCACAAAGGAGUAAAGCCACAUGACUGCUCACAGUGUCGGAAGAGUUUUACUGAACAGAGUGCUCUCCAACGACACCAGCGCAUUCACACAGGAGAGAAGCCGCAUCACUGCUCACAGUGUGGAAAGAGUUUUACUCGUCAGAGUGGUCUCCAAACACACCAGCGCAUUCACACAGGAGAGAAGCCGUAUCACUGCUCACAGUGUGGGAAGAGUUUUACUCAUCAGAGUAAUCUCCAAACACACCAGCGCAUUCACACAGGAGAGAAGCCGUAUCACUGCUCACAGUGUGGGAAGAGUUUUACUCGUCAGAGUGAUCUCCAAAAACACCAGCGCAUUCACACAGGAGAGAAGCCGUAUCACUGCUCACAGUGUGGGAAGAGUUUUACUCAGCAGAGUGCUCUCCAAAAACACCAGCGCAUUCACACAGGAGAGAAGCCGUUUCACUGCUCACAGUGUGGGAAGAGUUUUACUCAGCAGAGUGCUCUCCAAAAACACCAGCGCAUUCACACAGGAGAGAAGCCGUAUCACUGCUCACAGUGUGGGAAGAGUUUUACUCAGCAGAGUGAUCUCCAAACACACCAGCGCAUUCACACAGGAGAGAAGCCAUAUCACUGCUCACAGUGUGGGAAGAGUUUUACUCAGCAGAGUGAUCUCCAAACACACCAGCGCAUUCACACAGGAGAGAAGCCGUAUCACUGCUCACAGUGUGGGAAGAGUUUUACUCAGCAGAGUGAUCUCCAAACACACCAGCGCAUUCACACAGGAGAGAAGCCGUAUCACUGCUCACAGUGUGGGAAGAGUUUUACUCAGCAGAGUGAUCUCCAAACACACCAGCGCAUUCACACAGGAGAGAAGCCGUAUCACUGCUCACAGUGUGGGAAGAGUUUUACUCAGCAGAGUGCUCUCCAAAAACACCAGCGCAUUCACACAGGAGAGAAGCCGUAUCACUGCUCACAGUGUGGGAAGAGUUUUACUCAGCAGAGUGCUCUCCAAAAACACCAGCGCAUUCACACAGGAGAGAAGCCGUUUCACUGCUCACAGUGUGGGAAGAGUUUUACUCAUCAGAGUGAUCUCCAAACACACCAGCGCAUUCACACAGGAGAGAAGCCGUAUCACUGCUCACAGUGUGGGAAGAGUUUUACUCAUCAGAGUGAUCUCCAACGACACCAGCGCAUUCACACAGGAGAGAAGCCGUAUCACUGUUCACAGUGUGGGAAGAGUUUUACUCAUCAGAGUGCUCUCCAACUACACCAGCGCAUUCACACAGGAGUGAAGCCAUAUCACUGCUCACAGUGUGAGAAGAGUUUUACUCAUCAGAGUGCUCUCCAAAAACACCAGCGCAUUCACACAGGAGAGAAGCCGCAUCACUGCUCACAGUGUGGGAAGAGUUUUACUCAGCAGAGUCAUCUCCAACUACACCAGCGCAUUCACACAGGAGUGAAGCCAUAUCACUGCUCACAGUGUGGGAAGAGUUUUACUCAGCAGAGUGCUCUCCAACUACACCAGCGCAUUCACACAGGAGAGAAGCCGUAUCACUGCUCACAGUGUGAGAAGAGUUUUACUCAUCAGAGUGCUCUCCAAAAACACCAGCGCAUUCACACAGGAGAGAAGCCGUUUCACUGCUCACAGUGUGGAAAGAGUUUUACUCAGCAGAUUCAUCUCCAACAACACCAGCGCAUUCACACAGGAGAGAAGCCGUUUCACUGCUCACAGUGUGGGAAGAGUUUUACUCGUCAGAGUCAUCUCCAACUACACCAGCGCAUUCACACAGGAGUGAAGCCAUAUCACUGCUUACAGUGUGAGAAGAGUUUUACUCAUCAGAGUGCUCUCCAAAAACACCAGCGCAUUCACACAGGAGAGAAGCCGUUUCACUGCUCACAGUGUGGAAAGAGUUUUACUCAGCAGAGUGCUCUCCAAACACACCAGCGCAUUCACACAGGAGAGAAGCCGUUUCACUGCUCACAGUGUGGAAAGAGUUUUACUCAGCAGAGUGCUCUCCAAAAACACCAGCGCAUUCACACAGGAGAGAAGCCGUAUCACUGCUCACAGUGUGGGAAGAGUUUUACUCGUCAGAGUGCUCUCCAACAACACCAGCGCAUUCACACAGGAGAGAAGCCGUAUCACUGCUCACAGUGUGGGAAGAGUUUUACUUAUUCAGGUACAUUUAAAACCCACAAGUGCAAUAACUCCGAGACAUUGCAUGCUUUAAAGUUGUCAAAUUAAAUGGUUUUUAUUCAUGCUUUUGCUGAAAAUGUCCUGUACUUUGAUCCUAAUUGUUCAUAUUAAAGGACUACAUAUUUUAAAACAAUCUUAGUGAUUUUUAAACAAGACUAUUAAUGUUUUCUUUUGAUCUUAUGUAGUUAUUAAGUAGUCAUUAAUUACCACCAUAUAAAUAAUGAUUCAACUGUAACACUUAUCAGUGUAGUACUGUAGCAUGAGCCUAAUUCUUCAUAGAAUUAUUACGGAGCAGGAGUUUAAUGUACUAUGUUUAACGGAAAUGUGGAUCAAACCAAAUGAGUAUGUCGCAUUUAAAUGAAGCUAUUUGCUUCAUUCUCAGCUUGUUAGGUUUUAUUCCUUUGUAGGAUAGAUUCUGUUCGGUUGAAAUGGCCUUUUGUCUCAGCUAGACAUUGUUUAAGAACAUUUUGCUUGUUUUGAUGUGGGAUGUUUAUUGUUGAUCAGAGAUGUGUCUGGAUAGCGCCAAGGUCUGCAAUGAUGUCAGACCCACUCUCACACACUCGCAGCUGCAUAGCCAACAUGUAUUUGGGAUUAAAAGUUAAAUUUAAAGCCAUGAUAUAAGUUAGUUUUAUAGCUAGGAUUGUGAUUUAAGAUUGGUAGAGUUAACCAGUUUCUUUAAUGUUGAAUCUGAAGUUGAAAUGAUUGAAUGUUGGAUUUAAUGUUAGAUUUAAAGCUGCAUUAAGUGAUUCAUGUUAGUUUUAUAGUUUUAAGUUAGUUUUAUAAUUACAGAAUAUAAUUUAGGAUUGUUAAGACUUUAUGAUUCUAAUGUUAAGACUUUGAGUUUAAUCCUGAAUCCUGUUUGACCUUCCUCCGGUGAAGUAGCAUUUCUUUGUUUUGCCAGACAUAUUCUUAUUUUUAUUAUGUUUCGUAUGACUUUCUUUGUUUAAGUUUAUUCUUAUUUUUGUUUACUUUCUUUUAACAUAUCUUUGUUUAAAAUUGUUAGACAUAUUCUUAUUUGUUAUUUUGCUUAUGAUUGUCUUACUACAUAUUGAUGAAAUCAAGAUGUAAUUUGCUGACUUAGCACAAGACACACAUUCAUGUGUUAAGAAUUUGAUUUUAAUAUUUUAGCUUUUCAUCCUUUAGCUUUUUAGAUCCUUUAAACUAUUUCUGUUUAACUUGGCAUUAAUUUCUGAUGUAUUUGACCUCCUUUGACUAGACUUCAUAGACUAGAUAUAUUAUCGGUGUUUAAAAAUUCCAUCACCAUCUUAAGUACAUAUUGCCCUAUGUUACGGUAGCAGCUAUUGAAUUUUUCCCAUUCCAGCUGCACGCCAUGCGACUGCCGUGCAGUUCCCAGCUGAACGCCAGGGCGCUGCCAUGGAUGGCUCAGACCCCCUCCCUCUCCUAUUUUAAUUCUAAACACGCCCAUUCAUUCGAUUCCACGGUGUCGCCAUUAGAUGGCGCUUCUCUCAUAAAAAAAAAACAUUACUUGAAAUGUUGUGUGAAGCUAUUGUACUGCACUUCAUUCUUUUUUUUAUGAUAUUAUGGAUUAAAAACAUUGAGAUGAUGAGCCAUCUGAAAGUCUUUUUUUGGGGGGUACAUCUUACCUUCUCCGAAUAAGUAAUGGUUACUAAGUGAUAUUAAUUACCUUUGAUAAGUAAUUAUCAGGUAUUACCUACUAGCAAACAAGAGAUAAUUUUCCCCAAUUUCAAUGAGAAAAUAGCUGUUGAAUAGAUACAUAAAUGUGAUGUAAAUUUUACCCAAUUUAAGUAUUUCAUAGCUUUUUAUUUGUUAUUUUAUACUCAAUAUAUGGAAUGAAAUCUACCCCAAACAAGUCAAUGCAAAUUGUUACCUCAGAUUUAUUGGGUAAAUUCUAUACCGUAGGUUUGGAGAGUGGUAAAUAUAAUCUAAGCAAACCAGAUAAAAUUUACUCGAUUAUUGCAGUCAGCCAAGGAAUAUUUAGGAAUUAUUGCAGUCAGCCAGGGAACUCUCGGACUGCCAUCUUCCUCUCUCCGGCUGUUAUGGUAGUUUAGUGAGCUACGGUAUACCGUAAAACAGGUUCAUUACUUGAAAUGUUGUGUGAAGCUGUUGUACUGCACUUUAUUUUGUGUUUUUUGAUCAUUUGGUGCAUCAUUGCUGCAUAUAAACAAGGCGGUUCAGUUAUUUGUUGUAUAAAUGCACCUGGACUGCAGAUUUGGUCAGUCCAGAAACAACAUUUGAAGCUGUUAGUUAGUGAGUUAUAAAACAGGUUCAUUACUUGAAAUGUUGUGUGAAGCUGUUGUACUGCACUUUAUUCUGUGUUGUUGUUUUUUUGAUGAUU
Molecule: messenger RNA, 5595 nt
Organism: Neoarius graeffei (lesser salmon catfish)
Lineage: Eukaryota; Metazoa; Chordata; Actinopteri; Siluriformes; Ariidae
Product: zinc finger protein 271-like
Exons: 6
Coding region: 120-3326 (1068 amino acids)
Biological process (GO): regulation of transcription by RNA polymerase II
Cellular component (GO): nucleus
Molecular function (GO): RNA polymerase II cis-regulatory region sequence-specific DNA binding; DNA-binding transcription factor activity, RNA polymerase II-specific; protein binding
Source: RefSeq, a predicted model, not a curated record